AAAAAUAUACUAAAUGGAAAAUAGGUCUAAAUAAGGAAAGAUAACUCUAUCAACAAGAGAAUUUAAAGAUUUAGCAACACGAAUCAAACAACGUGAUCAAAUGAGGAAACUUUCAAUAAAAGAAUGUGGCAAAUGAAAGAUUGUUGAUUACCACACUUUAUAGAGCUACUUCAAGACACUCAUACGAAGUUACCCAAUAAAAUUACUUUGACCUUGUUAAGAAAUAAAGUUAUAUGAUCUAGAAUAGAACCCGGAAGUAAAAGACAUAUGUAUAGAAUUUUUGAUUUAGUCAUAUUGUGUGUUUAAGUUUUCUUCCUUCAUUUAACAAAUUUUGUUACCGAGAGAUGGUCGCCUGCAAACGCCGGCAUGAGGAAAUUUUGACUGUAAAUGGUGAUCAUUAUGAAAAAUGUGUGAAAAUGAUGACUUGAUAGAAGCAUGUAAGAGCGGAUAUUGUGAUAAAGUUAUCAAUUUACUUCAAAGAAAUUUUACAGUUCACAUUCGGGAUUCAAAGCAAGCUACUCCGUUAUAUUACAGUAGUUGUCAUGGUUAUUAUGAUAUCAGCCGUGUUUUAAUUCAGUUUGGAAGUGAAAUUGACGCGCGUGUUCAGUGGGGUUCAACAGCCCUCCAUGCUGCUGCUGACCGAGGACAUAUUGAUUGUGUAAAAUUGCUAAUUCACAGUGGUGCUGAUUUAUCAAUACAGAACAACAGAGGGGACACAGCUGUUCAUUUAUGUGCUUACAGAGGAUACAUAGAAAUCGUUAAAGUAUUUAUUCAGCACAAUACCAACUUGUUUAUAAAGAAUAACAAUGAGAAGACACCAUCUGACGAAGCUGAAGGCAAUAACCAUCACAACACUGCCGAACUUCUUCGGCAAAAUAUGAUUGCAAUUCAAACGAACUUUGGACAUAUAGGAAACCAACAAAUCCGACAGAUACCUUUACAAGUCAAUCGCUCAUUGCCUACCAAUGUACAUUCACCUGCGUCUAUGUCCAUCCCGCCUUCAACAUCUCAAAAGAACGAUAAUUUUGUGAGAUAUAGUAGUGAUUUAACAGGAUUUACUCGACAGUCUGCACCAGUAACACAUACAGACCUGAAAGUUUAUAACCGUCCUAAUAGUCAUCCUUCAGCAAAUCAGUAUAGACCAGAAAACGAUCAGAGGCGAAGCGAGAAUAGUUGUAUUUUUAUUCAAAACGGUGGACAGAAUGGACAUUCGUCUCCCGAAAAAUUACAAAACGGCACGUUAAAUAUGAUAGAUAAUAAUAGAACACCGCUUCAUGUUCAAGGACGUGUAGCUAUGGAGAGUUUUGCAGAAACUCUACAAAUACAAUUAGUGAAAAAAAUCGAGGAAUGUGAUUCAAAAGAUAAGAUUAUUAAACAAUUGACUGAGACAAUUCAAACCCAGAAAGAUAAACUAGCAGCAAUAAGUCUUGCUUUUGUGCGAGUAAAAGAAGAAAAUGACAAAUUAAUAAAAAGUAAUGCGAGCGAUAUCAUUGACUCUAACUCACUAAAUGAACGAACACCACAGUGUAAUCACCAGGGUAUAUAUGACGCUUUACAGUUAUUGAAGCAGCGAAAUCAUAGUUUAAGUGGAGAUGAACAAAGUUUACAGUCUUUAAAAGAGGUUUUAAAGACUAGAAUGUUAACUCAAACACCACAUACCUCACUGGAUGUCCCUAAUAAGGAAUGGAGAGUGGGGAAAGAUUAUAUUUUGUUAGGAGACAAACCUUUGAACUAUUUCUCAAAUGAAGAUAGAGAUGGAAGUUGCUCUCUAGUGUUUCUUAUAAAUCACAAUAAGAAAGAAUACGUCCUGAAGAUGAUGACCAAUCUUAUAAAUCUACAGGCUAAUCAACAUGGAGAGGGACAUAGCAUGGAUCAAUUCUUACUUCAAAAUUUUGGUCCUGAACAUGACAUCCCGAUUCGACUUCCACAUCACCCGAACGUUGUAAAUAUCCGUCACUUUUAUAUGGGUGCUACCGAUAGAUUCAAGAAAUUCAUGAAUCUAUUGAUUCCAACGAAAAUUGAUGUUCCAAUUGAAAUGGCGAACAGAACUUCAUUUCUGGUGAUGGACAAAUAUCCUCAAACAUUAAAAUCUUUCAUGAUACAACAACGAUCAGCAUUUUCAGAGCCAAGUUUUGGACUUAAUGCAAACUUUAUUCUUCAUUUGUUGUACCAAAUACUAUCUGCAGUUCAUCAUCUCCAGAAAAAUGGUGUUGUACAUAGAGACAUCAAAGCAGACAAUAUUUUUCUUGACAAUUAUCUACGACCGGUUCUAACUGAUUUUGGAUUUGCAAAAACGCUAACGUGUUCAGAUGGUAGCCCUGUGACACUGACAGACGUACGACACGUGUUUGCUGGGAAUAGUCAUGCUUGGGCACCAGAACUGACAAGAUUUAGUAGAGAAGGACCACCAACGGAUACACAGGGAGAAGUAACAACUCUCCAGCAAAUUUACGGCAAGACAGACGCAUACGCAGUUAGCAGGAUGUUUUAUAGUUUACUUAGAUCUAUUGGCGAUGGAGACGUAUUUCCUCAGUCAUCCAUCAGUCGUCCACACUAUGAGAUCUCAGAUAUACCAGAACUUCCUGGGUGCUAUCAAAAAGGGCUGUGUUGGAUUCUACGUAAUUUGGUAUUAGAUGAUCCUGUUCAACGCAUUUCUGAAAGAAAAGCAGUGUUAUGUGCGGGGAUGAUGUUGUUUUAUCCCAGAAAUUGUGAAUUAAGGAUCGAAUCAGAAUCUGCUACAUACUGCCAAGCCAGAAUAUUAUCCUUGUUGUCCAUGCCUGACAAAUCAGAAAUUAAAACUGUAGAACAAUCAUUAACAAUGGAACAAAGUGUAGAAGCACUGUCUCCGGUGCUUGAAAGUGACUUUCUUUUUAACAUAUCUCCGUCAGAAUUCUGGGAAACAUUCCAAUUUCUCAAACUGAGGGACUUGCUAUGAACUGAACUGUUUACACUAUGUGUAUACUUUUUGUGUAUAAGUCUGGCGUGACACAUUUGAAUGCAUCUCUUUUAUAUAUAUAUUAUGCAAAUGUCUUUAAUUUAUGUAAAUGUAUUGUAUGAUCUACCUGCAAUGUACGUGUCUUUAUUUGACCUUGUUACAUUUUUUUUAUUCCAACGUCACUGUUAAGUCUUUUUUAGACAAACCGAAAUUUUA
This is a messenger RNA of Mytilus trossulus (common blue mussel), 3151 nucleotides long. RefSeq lists its product as uncharacterized. The record is from RefSeq and is a predicted model, not a curated record. Gene Ontology annotation, cellular component: BRCA1-A complex; BRCA1-BARD1 complex. The transcript has 11 exons. The coding region runs from base 407 to 2935 and encodes 842 amino acids. Gene Ontology annotation, biological process: protein phosphorylation; protein K6-linked ubiquitination. Gene Ontology annotation, molecular function: protein binding; ubiquitin-protein transferase activity; ATP binding. NCBI's taxonomy places the organism in Eukaryota, Metazoa, Mollusca, Bivalvia, Mytilida, Mytilidae.